Messenger RNA from Ostrinia nubilalis (European corn borer), 3546 nucleotides. Its product is annotated as membrane-bound alkaline phosphatase-like. The coding region runs from base 14 to 1693 and encodes 559 amino acids. Lineage: Eukaryota; Metazoa; Arthropoda; Insecta; Lepidoptera; Crambidae. The record is from RefSeq and is a predicted model, not a curated record. Gene Ontology annotation, biological process: dephosphorylation. The transcript has 8 exons. Gene Ontology annotation, molecular function: alkaline phosphatase activity.
ACCUCGCGCAGUGAUGGCGGGAUUUCGCGCGUGUCUGCUGGCCGCGGCCGUAUGCGCUUAUGCGCUUUCAGAAGAGAUCGUGUCCACACCAAAACCGAAAAAGGUUUUGGACACGGUCAUGAACCCUUCGUACAUUCCUGCCGAAGAAAAACAUGGUAGCUACUGGAGGAAGCUGGCAUCUACCACCUUGAAGGCCAAGCUGAAGGAGACCCCCAAUACGAAUAAGGCGAAGAAUGGGAUCUUGUUUAUAGGAGAUGGAAUGUCAAUUACCACAGUCAUGGCGGCCAGGACAUUUGCGGGGCAGUUGGAUCGAGGACUUGGGGAGGAGAAUGUGCUGGAAUUUGAGAAGUUCCCCGUCACUGGGUUGGCUCGGACAUACUGCCUGGACGCACAAGUGGCGGAUUCAGCCUGCACUGCCACGUCAUACCUCUCAGGCGUUAAGACCAAGUAUGGCGUCAUCGGCCUGGACGGCAACGUCACCAGAGGGUCCUGCUACCCUCAGCUGUAUAAGGGCAACAGGGCCCUCUCUAUUGGCGAAUGGGCGUUAAAAGAAGGACUGGACGUUGGUCUAGUAACAACAACGCGUGUGACCCACGCGUCUCCAGCAGGGAUGUACGCGCACACUUCAGACAGAAACUGGGAGGCGGACGCCGACGUGCCCGAGGAGUGCUUAGCGCUCGGCUGCAAGGACAUCGCCCACCAGCUCGUCAUGGGCUACCCUGGGAAGCACUUCAAGGUCAUCAUGGGCGGAGGCCGCAAGGAGAUGCUUCCCAACAUGUCCAGCGCGCUCGGUCCCAGCACUGGGCGGAGGCUAGAUGGGCUGGACCUGACGGAGGUGUGGCAUGAGGACAAGGUCCGGAGGAACGCCACUCAUCAGUACGUGACUGAUAGGAAUGAACUUUAUAAGGUCUAUAACUCCGACGAGCUUCCAGAAUACCUAAUGGGCCUGUUCCAUGACGACCAUAUGAGCUACCACCUGCAGGCUCAGAACCAGCCCACCCUUGAAGAGAUGGUGGAAGUCGCCAUCAAGAUGCUGAGCAGGAACGAGAAAGGAUACUUCUUGUUCGUUGAAGGUGGAAGAAUUGAUCACGCCCAUCACGACAGCUUAGCACACCUGGCCCUCGACGAGACAGUAGAAUUCUCCAAAGCUAUCAAGAAAGCGAAAUCCCUUACGAGUGAGCAGGACACCCUGAUCGUCGUCAGCUCCGACCAUGCCCACACUAUGACGGUAGCUGGGUAUCCUUCAAGAGGCAACGAUAUCCUGGGAACGGUGGACACGGCCACUGGUGCAGAUAAUAUACCGUAUACUACUAUAAGUUAUGCCAAUGGGAAGGCUGAUUCCAUUGGUGCUGAUGGGAAGAGGGUCGAUGUGACGCUGCAUCAGCAGUUUAUGAAUCGUGACUUAGGUUACUCCUACCCAAGCUUAGUUCCCCUCGACUCCGAGACCCACGGUGGAGAAGACGUAGCCGUCUUCGCAGCAGGACCCUGGCAGCACUUGUUCACCGCCAGCUACGAACAGAACCUCCUGCCCCAUAUGAUGGCAUACGCCAUGUGCAUUACAGAAGACAAGCACAGCAACUGUGCACCAAAGAUAAAGGAAAGCCGCUUCUGGACGACGGGAGCUGGAUCCAGGAGUAAAGCGUCGUAUGUUAGUUUACUGACUGUGAUAGUAACGUUAAGGUAUUUUUACUGAAGUAUUAUGGAGGCAAGUGUUAGUAAGUUGAUCUUAAGUUGAGUUGGAAGCUUACAAAAUAUUGACUUUUGAACGGAUUGUCUGAUUUAGCACGAGAGGCCGUCGUUUUUUAUGUCACAGUCAAUUUAUUCCAACUCAUGGUUUUAGUCAAACAUCGAGAGAGGUUUAUGAAUACGAGCCUCAAUUUUGUUGUUACCUAUUACAUCAAAUAAAUUUCAUGGAUUUGUUUGGUGAUACUGUGUCCAUGUGUGUGAUGGAUGGAACAAUAGGGUGAGAUAUACAUACAUACAGGGUGACAGUAACUCACCCAGUAGAAACUAACGUAAUAGAAUAAUUAAUAAAAUACACUUUUGUUCCUUUUAAAUAAAUAUUUACCUAAUGUACCUAUUUAUGUAAAUUAUAACACUGGAAGUAUAUUUUUACCCUUCAAUAAGUGAAGUCAGGAAGUCCAAUGUUUUCAUAGGUUCAAAAUGAGAACCAAAACUUGUACAUAGAUUUAUCUAAGAUCCUUCAUUACGAAAUUGAACUAAGUAACUUUAAAAUGAAAUUGGAAGUGUUCUUUUGUGAUAUGUUACGAGUACAGUCGCCUCAGACUGUUCAUUUUUUUGGUAAAAAAAAUUUCUAUGUACAGUUUGCGUCAUAUAGUUCGUGGUACCCAAAGUGAAUGAAACUUUCUUAUUCCAAUUGUAGGUAACUAAGGCCCGGUUUUUUGAUUCGUAGUUAAAAUAACCAAUGGUCAAAUUUGACAGAUGUCAAAUGACAAGUGGUUAAAUAUCAGAAACUAAUGUUUUUCAAACAAUGGUUAACUUGACUUUUAGUACAUUUUUUGUGUACAUUUUGUUAAGAGCCAUUUUACAUUUUCGUGCGAAUUUCUAAGAUUUUGGAAGCAUGAAUUACUAUUUUAAGCAACACCCAGAGAUUAUUUAAUAACUGCGAAAGAUAGGUCAAUCCUUGGUGUUGACCAUUAAUGAAACGGAUUUACUAAAACUCUUUUGCUUAAUUCACAGUGCCCCAUCUCCCACAACCAUUUUACGGAAAAAUUGCCGCAGACUCAUUUUCAAAGUCCUGUAUCUAUUAUUUACGCUCAUAUAAUAAGCUUAAAAAUAUAUAGUAAUCAUCGGACAUAUAUUCUUGUAGUCCAUUAAUGAAAUAGAUUCUUGAAUUUCAUUACCAUUAUUGAGUAAAAUCUAAAAAUAAUUUGGCAAAUUUGAAGAUUAACGUCACAUUUUGAUCGUGGUUUUUGGUUUAAAAACACAGCAAUAACUGCAAUAAAAGUAUCCCAAAAUAAAGAAUAUUCAUUGUAGAAUUGAUUUCUACAGUUAUUGUUUAAAUAUUAGUAACCACUUUGUCAAAAUAUUGAUGUGAAUAUCAGUAUAAAUUACAAUACGCAAGCCGACAUCGAUUAGUAUGGCGCGAGCGCCCGUCAAGGUAGGACCUGUGUCAUUUUUCCCGCCGUGACGUUUACGUGCGUUCGUGUCGUGAAGCGGUGAUUUGUACGGCGACCAAAUGCAUUUGAUACUAUGCCGAGAGGCUGUUUCGAGUCGGCCGGCCGAGCAGAAAUUGAAAUGAUGAAUUUUAAUUUCUUUGACGGAUCUGGGUGUAACUAUGUAUAAUAUGUAGGUACCAUGUAUUUAAUUUAAUAAAUAAAUUAUAAAAAAGUAUAUCCAUUAUGCUAGCACCCUUAACACAAGCAUAUUGGUUGCCUACUUUUGGACUAGAUGGCGCUGUGAAAUUGUCCAAAGAUUUGUUUAUUUAUUUAUCCGCUUUGAGUUUUGUUUCGUGAAGAAGAAAAAGAAGCGUUUUGUUUCGAGAGUGAAGCUUUGAUGUUAAAUCUAUACUAAUAAAAGAGGAAA